Messenger RNA from Periophthalmus magnuspinnatus, 2299 nucleotides. RefSeq names its product abhydrolase domain containing 17B, depalmitoylase (gene abhd17b). NCBI's taxonomy places the organism in Eukaryota, Metazoa, Chordata, Actinopteri, Gobiiformes, Gobiidae. The coding region runs from base 451 to 1317 and encodes 288 amino acids. Gene Ontology annotation, biological process: protein depalmitoylation. Gene Ontology annotation, molecular function: palmitoyl-(protein) hydrolase activity. The transcript has 4 exons. The record is from RefSeq and is a predicted model, not a curated record. Gene Ontology annotation, cellular component: endosome membrane; plasma membrane.
GCCAAGAUAACGAGCUGCCUGUGUGUUCAGCGAAAGCGGUGAUGUUUUGUGCCAAAACGAUAGUGCGUCCUGGCAAAGCCAUUAACGUGAAGGGAGACUUUUUGAUAUAAUUAGCCUAUUUUGCGUUUAAUUUAAUUUACCUAAGACGUUAGAGGAAUCGAUUUUACUUAUUAUUCAUGACCGUGUGUUCAGGGGAAGAGGAUAUUAAACGACAUCGCCGCAGUGCCUGGACUGAGGGGAUAAAGUCACUCUUACGGACAAAUUCAACAGGGAACACUGGAUAAUCUGGUCGAGGAUAACCUUGUCAACCUCCUUGCGUGGUGGAGAAGAUAAGUUUAGUUGUUCGAAGAUAGCUCGACUGCACAUUACAGCGACAUCCACACUGUCACGGAGAAAAUCAGAAGGAAGGCAGGUUCAACGGGAGGUUCCACGGACAUCCUGUUCUUUAGGAUGAACCACUUAUCUAUCAGCGAGCUAUGUUGCCUCUUUUGCUGUCCACCGUGUCCCAGCAAGAUCGCCUCAAAGCUGGCCUUCCUGCCCCCUGAGCCCACUUACAGCCUGAUGUGUGAUGACAGUGGCAGCCGGUGGACACUGCACCUUUCUGAGCGUGCAGACUGGCAGUACUCAGCCCGGGAAAAGGAUGCCAUUGAGUGCUUCAUGACCCGAACCUCAAGGGGGAAUCGAAUUGCCUGUAUGUUUGUGCGGUGCUCACCCUCUGCACGUUACACAUUACUGUUUUCUCAUGGUAAUGCUGUGGACUUGGGCCAAAUGAGCAGCUUCUACAUCGGUUUGGGGUCUCGCAUCAACUGCAAUGUCUUCUCUUAUGACUACUCGGGUUACGGAGCCAGUUCUGGGAAACCCUCUGAGAAAAACCUAUAUGCUGAUGUAGAUGCUGCCUGGCAGGCACUACGGUCACGGUAUGGCAUUCGGCCUGAGAAUGUGAUUGUGUAUGGCCAGAGCAUUGGCACAGUGCCGUCAGUUGACCUCGCCUCCCGCUAUGAAAGUGCUGCGGUCAUCCUCCACUCGCCACUGACCUCGGGAAUGAGGGUGGCCUUCCCUGACACUAAGAAGACGUAUUGCUUUGACGCCUUUCCCAAUAUUGAUAAGAUUUCAAAGGUCACAUCCCCGGUCCUGGUGAUUCAUGGCACAGAAGAUGAGGUCAUAGACUUCUCCCAUGGGCUGGCCCUGUAUGAGCGCUGUCAGCGUCCUGUAGAGCCCCUGUGGGUGGAGGGGGCCGGGCACAAUGACGUGGAGCUCUAUGGACAGUAUCUGGAGAGACUGAAACAGUUUGUUUCACAUGAACUUGUCAACUUGUAAAUUUCCUGAACAGAGUAGAGAAAGGAAAAGCACUGGCUUUUUGAAGAACUUGAAGGACUUUAACACAAUUAAUAUUAUUUGACUGUUUGUCAAAGUACUUUUGAGUUUUUGGUAGUAAGCAUUCAUAUCAAGGACCUCUUUUUAAGCUCCGAUUCACCUCAGUAUAUUGUCCAUUCCAUCUCUGGCAGUUGUAAGCUGUGAAACUCACAUAAAUGUAGUUUCAUAUUUUAAUGCACAUUAAUACUGUGUCUGCGUGAGAAAAUUGGUGAAGGAUGAUAAAGCUAGCAACUAAAAUCUUGUAGUAGUUGUCGAAAGGAGUGAGUGAGAACAUUUCUGCCUUUUUAAAAGAUCUGGUUCAAGGUCUUGAAACAAAGUCUGAAGUUGUAAAUUGGGCCUUGGUGUUUUUACAAAUGUGAACUAAACGGUUUCUGUCAGUUUUGGUCAUGCACACUGUACUUUAUUUUCCCAAUUAUUAUACAUGAAAGCUUUUAUGACUCUUAUUUGCACAUGCCGCUGUUAAAACAAAAAUAUUAUUUACUAUGCCAGUGAUGCCAAAUGUUUGCAAUCCUUACAUGCAAGUGAUUUAUGUGAAAUAUCUUGUUUCAACAAAUACAAUGCAAGUGAUGUUCAGCUCAUAGGCUGAGCUAUUAUUUAAUAUUGCCCAGUAUGAGGAGAUUUGACCAUUAAAAUGUGUGUUUUAAGAUUAGUAUCUACAGUAAAAUAAAUAAUAAAAGUCAAGAAAAACUGUUGCUGGAGAGAGAUUUGCGAAUAAAUGGGUUACCUCACUUUGAAAGUAUUGCCUUGAUAAAUUAACAGAAAAAGCCCUGAGCCUGAUAAGAUAAUCAGACCUGUGCAUUACAUGUAAACAUGGAUAUAUACUACUGUGACAGAAACUACAUACUCAUACAACUACUGUAAUUGCCAUUUGGGACUGAAGAUCAUUAUAAUUUAGUAACUAUUUUGAGCUGAAAUGUUCAUUGUU